Messenger RNA from Melampsora larici-populina 98AG31, 2001 nucleotides. RefSeq lists its product as uncharacterized. NCBI's taxonomy places the organism in Eukaryota, Fungi, Basidiomycota, Pucciniomycetes, Pucciniales, Melampsoraceae. The record is from RefSeq and is a predicted model, not a curated record. The coding region runs from base 1 to 2001 and encodes 666 amino acids. The transcript has 8 exons.
AUGCCUUCCCAACGUAGAAUUUUUGGUUUGAAUCAUCGACCUAAGCAACCAAAACCCUCUACGCCCCGGCAACAUCAGCUCGUAAGGUCACGACAGCGUGACUUGGCGCAUGCGGAAGCGUCCAAUGCGGCAUUUCUCCAACAAAUCAAUGUUGAAAGAAACCUUCAGGCAGGAGAAGGGCCAUUAGGUGAUGAAGACGGUGGUGUGGCCAUGGAUUUUGUAGUAGAAAAUGAUCAGCACGGCGAAGAAGAGGAAGAAGAAGCAGUAGUAUCAGAAGAAGAAAUCGACCUGAAUCGCUUUAUGCCUGGUCCAGGCGCUCCCAACGUCAAUGAUGAUGCUGAUGAUGCCUUAUUAGCAGCUUUGCGAAGACAGGCCCAUUUGGAAGACCGACUGGCGCACGAAAAAAAGUGGCUUUGGCAGUAUGCCAUUAUGUUGCCAACUUACCUUCAAAACCGGUUAGAGACUAAGGACUGGGGAGAUCAAGAAAAGUGGAAUCUAGACUUACGACCGGCCUGCCACUGUACAAUCAGGACUGAGAGAGAUAUUGAUCUUGUCGAUUUAUUAACGCGACGUCGAACCAAGGUUUCCUUCUGCAAGAAUUGCGACUUAUCUGCCCCUCAAAGACUCCUGCAGAUGGGAUACAUGGCUGCAUCGCCAUCGAGGCCACGAACAGCAUUUUCACUCCGACUAUUGGUACAUCACCAUGCACAGUGGAUACGAUUCGCAGUACCAACAGAGGGCUUUUGUGAGGCCCUAGACUCCACUUUAGACCACAGCAGCCCAGUCAUAUUAACAUCUAAGGGUCGGGUGCUGCAACUUUACUUUGUCACAGUGUCCUUUAUGGCCACCCAGACCGAGAAGUAUCGACUAGAGUUGCCAGAAGCUGACAAAGCUCUGGAAAACCACGCCCGCGCGAACGUGAUGCAUACCGCUGAAUACUGUCAGGAUCAGUGGGACCGUCAGCGUGCCCAGCAGCUGAAAGCUAUCAGUGUUAAGACUAAAGAAAAACGUGAACGCCUAGGCGUUUUUCAGAAGCUCAUUGACUUAAAUGCCAUGAAAGUACCAGUAAGAACUGCUGAACAACGGGAAGACCUUCUGAACCUUCCGAGGUCCCUGGUUGCUUUGGAAUCAAAAAUCCAAGAGCUUGCGGACGAACUUGGAAAUGCAGAGUUGCUGAAUAAUCGACAGGGUAGCACUGUUCGUGUUAAGGCCAUCCUUAGUAUCCAGGUUGCGUUGGGAUUUUUGUAUGAGGCCGCUGUGGAUUUAAUGCAAGAGAACGCUCAUGCUGCCACUAGAACUGGUGCGACUCAGCAGCCCCAAAAUGAAAAAUUAAGGCAGAAGAAACGCGCCCAACUUAAGAAGAAGCUGGCAACUUAUAUAAGGCAUGCGAGUAAAUACAACCGACGGUUCCGACCGCACCAUCGACUUCUUGAACCUACUCUUGAUGAAGUCAUGGCCAUGGAUUUGUUAGAUCCUUUUUGGGAUGAGGUUGCGCUCAAUCACCCCGAUGAGCCAUGGGCCACUUGUGAAAGUACCAAGAAUGGAAUAAUUGCUUUGCGAAGUCGUUUCGCAUCUGAAGAAGAACUCCGGCGCCUUGGACGCGAAGUAAGGCAGCUCAUGGGGUGGGCGGUAGACUAUCAGGCACGCAUAGAUCAAGCUAAGCCAAAUGAAGGUCUUAUGCCCUUGAAGACUCAUGAAUUUCAUGUGAUACAGUCCACCUGUGAGUUUGUGGAAGGAAGUGCGGACGGCGACCCUAUCUUGAUACAUGCUUGGCAGGACAUUAUGGCACAUACGUCUGGAACAUGGGCCGAGAUACUGGGAGAGCCCAUACUCUGGGCUGAUGGGGAUUAUGAUGAAGAGGCGGGGUUCUUCACCGAUCAUGAAAUCAAAGCACAUAUAUGGAAAUCCAAUGCAAUGUCAGAUCGACAAAAACGAAAUAGGAAAGUUGUCAAUAGCGAAGGCAUCAGAUGUUUACUUGCUCAGUUCAAUGGCCGAACAUAA